Saccoglossus kowalevskii is the source of this 2528-nucleotide messenger RNA. Its product is annotated as rab-like protein 6. Lineage: Eukaryota; Metazoa; Hemichordata; Enteropneusta; Harrimaniidae. Gene Ontology annotation, cellular component: cytosol; nucleus. The record is from RefSeq and is a predicted model, not a curated record. Gene Ontology annotation, molecular function: GTP binding.
GUUGCACGGCACCUUGGACAACUCGUAUGUGAAUAUGAUUUCGCUCGAAUCUCUAAUUUCUUGACGUAAAAUUGGCUUUCCAGUUGGUAAGCUUGGUGAAUAAGUGCCCCGCGUGCCCCGACUCGUUCGAAAAUAACUCUCCCAGUUUGCAAAUUUGUGAAACAACGCUUAUGCCAUGAUUUUAUAGGGACCAGUGAAUGUGGGUGACGUUUCAUUUCUCUGGCUUGGAUGUUUUCGGUGAAAUCGUUUCGUCGUCAUUUUGACAGAGAUCGAUAAAUUUACACCAGUCAUGUUUUCGGCGCUGAAGAAAUUGGUCGGGAGCGAUGCCCAUAAUAAAGGAACUGUACCAUCUGGAAUGCAAGCAAUGGGGCAGAAUUUACAGAGACGAUUUGCUAAAGGAGUCCAGUACAACAUGAAAAUAAUAAUUAAAGGUGACAGAAAUACUGGUAAGACUACAUUGUUUCAAAGGUUACAAGGACAGAAGUUUAUGGAAGAAUACAUUCCCACUCAAGAAAUACAAGUUGCUAGUAUCCAAUGGAGUUAUAAGAAGCUAAAAAAGCAACAUAAUGUGAAAACCAAGGAAUUACAACAUUUCGAUACAGACGAUGUGGUAAAAGUGGAAGUUUGGGAUGUUGUUGAUAAAGGCAAAAGUAGAAAAAAACAGGAUGGACUGAAAAUAGAAAAUUCACCAGAUGAAAGUCAGUCAUCUGAACCAUGUCUAGAUGCUGCAUUCUUGGAUGUCUAUAAAGGAACACAUGGAGUGGUAAUGAUGAUGGAUAUGACCAAACAGUGGACGUAUGAUUAUAUUGAAAGAGAGCUUCCGAAAGUUCCUAAUCAUAUUCCUGUGUUAGUGCUGUCUAAUCACAGAGACAUGGGAGAACACAGAGUAAUAUUGAGUGAGGAUGUCCGAAAUUAUGUAGAAAAUUAUGAAAGGCCGAUAGGAUCUGCUAUGAUUCAAUAUGCAGAGUCAUCCAUGAAAAAUGGGUUUGGUUUAAAAUAUCUUCAUAAAUUUUUUAAUAUUCCAUUUCUGAUAUUACAGAGAGAGACAUUAAUGAGGCAAUUAGAAACCAAUCAAAAAGAUAUAGACUCAACCUUAGAAGAACUGCAUAUCCACGGAGAAUCAGAAGAACAAAAUUAUGAUAUGUAUUUAGAUGCGCUAGAACUCAAAAAGAAGAAUCAACAAGCUAAGCAAGAGGCUGAGGCAGCUGCCAAGUUAGCUGCAGAACUUAAUGAUCAAUCAAAAUCAACAGGUGGAUCUAAUCCCGACACUCCCAAUUCAAUGACACCUAGUAAAUCAAGCCCUGCAGCAACGCCUGGUUCUGUGACCCCAACAAAGCCACAACCUAGCGAUCAGAACACAGCUCCUUCACUACAACAGAGAGUCAGUAGGUUUUUUAGUAGUAGCAGCGCUGGUAGUAGUAGUGCACCUGAUUUACAGCAACAUGGAAAUUUAGACCACAACUCAAUGCUCGAACUACCCGUUCCUACAAUGGGUAAAGUGAAAAGUGUUGAAGACUUUAUUCCUAGUGAUCAAAUAGACAGUAGCUUUCUGGAAGACACUGGCAAAACUAAGUCAUCUGGGACUAAUCAAAUAGUGAACAAAGACAAUGUCGACAGUGAUGAGGAGGAAGGAUUCAACCCAAUGGUGGCUGGAUUUGUGGAAGACUUGGAUUCUGAAGAUGAGAGAUUGGCUAAAGCUUCAGCUGCCGUUGCUGCAAGCUUUAAUGUUGACAUUUCCAGUGAUGAAGAUGACACACCGGCAGUGGUUGCUGAUGAUGUUACAGAUUUUGAGAAUAACAUUGUGAAUGGCAUGGCAUCUAAACAAACUGGUCUGUUAUUAUUCAAUUCUACAUCAAGUGCAAUACAGAAUGCGCCUAGUAAUAUAAAAGAGGCUAGCGCACGAACGAGAAAAUCUACAACGGGAGAUGAAAGUGAUGAUAUUGAUGAUCACCAAGGUAACGGUGUUUCUCUAGAGAUGGCAGAUGUAGAAGAUUUCAUGCCUGAAAAGACGAAACCAAAGAAGAAAACAGUUGAUUCACCUCAACUGAAAUUUGACGACAAUGAUUUGAAUUUUCUUGAAGCUCAUUGUGGUGUGAGUAAAGUGUCUACACCUUCAACACCAACAACCUCAUCAGUUGCAUCCACAAAGGAUGCCAGUAGUGAAGAAGAAAAGAAAAGUUCAACAAAGAAGAAGAAACAUAAAGAAAAAGACCGAGAUAAGGACGGCGAAAAAAGCCGCAAAAAACACAAACACAAAAAACACAAAGAUAAGGACAAGGAAAAACAGAAAGACAAGGUGGAAUUAGAUGAUGACAAGGAAAAAAAGAAAAAGAAAAAAGCAAAAAAAACUGAGGAGGAAAAACAAUGGGAUGACUUUGAAGCAUUUUUGAGUGGCAAAGAGAAACCCAAAUCUGGCGGUGACUAUGAGGUGUUUUAAGAAUAACUGAUACGUAAUCAGUAUUUGUAAAUAGAAACAUAAACUUUGUAAAUAAUACAAACAGUUGGUAGGAGGGAGUGUAUAUAAACAU